CUGGAAAAGGGAAGAAAGUUACUCAUUCGCCUGAUACCACACGGUGAGUCCACAGGAGGGACUCAGGCGCAGCGCUGCAUGACAAGCUCACAGGGACGUGCCAGCAGCCACCGGCAGGACAGGCAGGCGCUGCAGGGCUGCCUCUGAGCGUGGUCCUGGGUCCCAGCUGAAGUGUUCCAAGGGAUCAAGCAUUUGCCUUCUGUUGCCUGCACCUGCCAGUGUCCCGUGCUAGGAGAGACAGCCAAAGGAGACCUUAGAGCCUGCAGAACCAUGGCUCUUCAUGGAAUAUGAAGUGUACCAGCUGCUACGUGGUUUUCUAUCUCUAACCCUGACAACUGACCAUGGCCCUGGAUUCACAGAAAUCCAACUGAUCCAACACACAAUGCAUCAACUUUUCAGAUUGGUUUUGGGACAAAAAGAUCUUUCAAAAGCUGGGGACCUCUUCUCUUUAGAUGAUGCUGAGAUUGAAGACAGCCUGACAGAAGCUUUGGAGCAGAUUAAAGUAAUUAGCUCAUCUUUGGAUUACCAAACUAAUAACAAUGACCAGGCGGUGGUUGAAAUCUGUAUCACAAGGAUUACCACAGCCAUCAGAGAGACAGAAUCCAUUGAAAAGCAUGCCAGAGCCCUGGUGGGGCUGUGGGAUUCCUGCUUGGAACACAACCUGAGACCUGCAGGGAAAGACGAAGAUACUCCACAUGCAAAAAUCGCCUCUGAUAUCAUGAGUUGCAUCUUACAGAAUUACAACCGGACCCCUGUGAUGGUCUUAGCUGUCCCCAUCGCAGUGAAAUUCCUCCACAGAGGCAGCAAGGAGCUGUGUAGGAACAUGUCCAACUACCUGUCCCUGGCUGCCAUCACCAAGGCGGAUCUGCUGGCUGACCACACUGAAGGGAUAAUAAAGAGCAUACUCCAAGGAAAUGCCAUGCUGUUAAGGGUGCUACCUGCUGUAUAUGAAAAGCAGCCCCAACCAAUCAACAGACACCUGGCAGAACUCCUGGCCUUGAUGUCUCAAUUGGAGCAGACAGAACAGUACCAUCUACUAAGGCUUCUGCACGUAGCAGCAAAGAGAAAAGAUGUGGAGGUGGUUCAGAAAUGUGUUCCUUUCCUGAUCAGAAAUUUGAAGGAUUCAACCUAUAAUGACAUCAUCCUAAACAUUCUCAUAGAAAUAGCAGGCCAUGAGCCACUGGCCUUGAACAGUUUCCUCCCGAUGCUGAAAGAGAUUGCAGAGCAAUUCCCCUACCUCACUGGACAGAUGGCAAGGAUCUUUGGUGCUGUUGGUCAUGUGGAUGAAGAGAGAGCCAGGAGCUGCCUACGAUACCUGGUGAGCCAGCUGGCUAAUAUGGAGCAUCCAUUCCACCAUAUUCUCCUGCUGGAAAUUAAGAGUAUCACAGAUGCCUUCUCCUCCAUCCUGGGCCCGCACAGCAGGGACAUCUUCCGAAUGAGCAACAGCUUCACCAACAUUGCCAAGCUCCUUUCCAGACAACUGGAAAACAGCAAGGCUGACAGUAGCAGGAGAAAAACCAGCACUGAAGUUAGCAUUCCUGAGAAACUGAGAGAACUCAAUUCCAUGGAGCCUGAAAGUGAAGACCAUGAAAAACUCCAAGUUAAAAUCCAAGCCUUUGAAGACAAAAUAAAUGCUGAGAGCAAUACCCCAGGCUCUGGCCGGAGAUACAGCUUAGACCACAUCUCUAAGGAAGAACGAAAAAGCAUUAGAUUUAGCAGGUCCAGAAGUUUGGCUUUGAAUACUGUGCUCACAAACGGUGUGAGUGUGGAAGAUAACGAAGUCGAAGAAAAGGCAGGAAUGCACGCCAGCAUCUCUCUUUCGCAAAUAGACCCACUCAGCCACGGGAUUGGCAAGUUGCCCUUUAAGACAGACACUCAUGGAUCACCACUGAGAAAUUCCUCAGCUUCACACCCAAGUAUUAUACAUACUGAACCAGAGACUAUGCCCGAAACUUUUAAAGAAAACAUCCAAGAAGAAAUUCUAGAGGCAGCCACAAGUCCUAUUGAAUACCAAGAUAAGCUCUACUUGCAUUUAAGGGAAAACCUCAGCAAAGUGAAGGCUUAUGCCUUGGAAAUCGCAAAAAAGGUCCCAAUCCCAGACCAGUGCACCAUUGAAGAUACUAUGAGAAGUUGCGUGGCAAAGCUGUUCUUUACCUGUUCUUUAAAGGGCCAUUACUGCCUAUACAGCAAGUCCAGCUUCAUCCUUGUCAGCCAAGCACCCCAGCCGUGGAUCCAGGUCAUGUUUCUCUCCCAACAGAGCCUGUUUCCUGAGCCCCUGUCCAUUCAGAGUGGGUCUGUGCAGUUCCUCAAAGCCCUAUGGGAGAAAACGCAGGACACGGGAGCGCACAGCUUUGAAGUCGCCAUGACAGAGUCCACCUUUCCACAGCAGAAGGAUCUGGAGCAGCUUCAGCUCCAUCUGGAAGAAGUGCGGUUCUUCGACGUGUUUGGCUUCAGUGAAACAGCGGGGGCAUGGCAGUGCUUCAUGUGCAACAACCCUGAAAAGGCAACUGUUGUAAAUCAAGAUGGCCAGCCUCUCAUCGAAGGAAAACUUAAGGAGAAACAAGUGAGGUGGAAGUUCAUCAAGAGGUGGAAAACGCAUUAUUUUACACUGGCCGGAAACCAACUUCUGUUUCAAAAGGGGAAAUCUAAGGAUGACCCUGAUGAUUCCCCGAUAGAACUCAGCAAGGUACAGAGCGUGAAAGCUGUGGCUAAGAAACGCCGGGACCGCUCUCUGCCUCGGGCGUUUGAAAUCUUCACAGAUAGUAAGACCUAUGUUUUCAAAGCCAAGGAUGAGAAGAACGCAGAGGAAUGGCUGCAGUGCAUCAACGUGGCGCUGGCCCAGGCAAAGGAGAGGGAAAGCCGAGAAGUAACCACAUAUCUGUAGCGAUUCGCACACCCGCUCUUAUGGCCAUGCAAGAUAAGCAUUGCCAGUGUCAACAAAGAGGAACCCACCAUGGCGCUAUUGGGUUUCACUAAAUACCAGGGAAACCAUUAUCCCUAAGGAGAGCCUAAAAUGGCAGGGUUCUCAGUAAACCUCACGCCCUCGCAACUCUGGUAUUAACUCCAAGUUUUCUGCCUGAAGUUCAUGAGAAAGAGAGGCCACGGAGUUCACAGUGGAUCGUGUGGGCCAGAAAGGGAACGCUGCGAAUAAAAGAACUUCUGUAGCUAUGUGAUUUAUGACUGUAAGAAAACAGUGAGUGGGGCCAGCAGGAAGGCUCAGCAGGUAAAGGGCACUUGCUGCCAAGCCAGAUUGCCUGAGUUCUAGCCCCAUAACUGACUUGGUGGAAGGAGAACUAACUCUUGGCGGUUUUCCUCUGUUUUCUGCAUGCCAUGGCACAUCUAUUUCCCCAGUUUAAAAAAGAAAAAGAAAUUAAUUAAUUAAUUAAUUAAAUUUUAAAACAACAGAGGCCUGAAAGAUCCAUCUUGAAGGAAAACUGUCACAUUAAAGACAUUUUUUAAUAUUUUUAUUAGGUAUUUUCCUCAUUUACAUUUCCAAUGCUAUCCCAAAAGUCCCCCAUACCCUCCCCCCACUCCCCUACCCACCCACUCCCACUUUUUGGCCCUGGCAUUCCCCUGUACUGGGGCAUAUACAGUUUGCAUGACCAAUGGGCCUCUCUUUCCAGUGAUGGCCGACUAGGCCAUCUUUUGAUACAUAUGCAGCUAGAGACAAGAGCUUAAAAACCAUUAGGAGCCAGGCAGUGGUGGCGCAUGCCUUUAAUCCCAGCACUUGGGAGACAGAGGCAGGUAGAUUUCUAAAUUCGAGGCCAGCCUGGUCUACAGAGUGAGUUCCAGAACAGCCAGGGCUAUACAGAGAAACACUGUCUCAACCCCCAUCCUUCAAAAAAAAAAAAAAUUAGGAAAAGUUGAACUAAGGUACAUUCAAGAAAACCAUUAACUUCAGUAUAUUAGUUAGCUUUCUGUUCCGUGGCAAAAUACCCUGAUGAAAAUAGCGUACAGGCGAAAGGAUUUAUUUUGUUUAUGGUUCCAGAGGGAUGGAGUCCAUUGUGUCAGGGAAUACAUGGCACCAGGCAGAAAAAGCACAGCAGCAAGAACAAGAUGCUGGCUGAUUCUUAUUUAGACCGAGGAAGCAGUGAAGGUGGGAAGUAGGGUGUGGUAAUAAACCACAAGGCCCACCUCCAUCGAUGUACUUCCUCUACCAAGGCUCCGCCCCCCCAGGGGCUCCGUAACUUCCUGAAGCAGUCCUACAAUGGGGCCACGCAUUCAAAUAUGUGAGCAUAUGGAGGCAUUAAAAUUGUUCAAUUAUUUAAAUUACCACACUUAAACAUUUAUCUUCUCAACACAGAAGAUGGCAGCACAUGUUACAAUGACUCUUAUUCCAGUUACAUAAUUAAAUUUAGGCUCUUAUUAGAGUGUAAAUUGGAUUUUAAUGUUUAGACACGUGGUUCUAUCUACUGUCUGAGGCAGUAAAAAAGAAUAAGAAUAGAAAGACACCUUUUCUUCUUUGUAAAUAUAUGCAUCACCUCCCUUAAAAUUGAAGAUUUUUUUAAUUAAAAUUCUGUGGUUUUCUUCUCUGUGUUAAGCGUUGUAGUGCCCAAAUUAUAAGCAUUUAUUGGUUUUUCCUAUUACCCUUAUAUAAUUUUGAAUUAAGCUGCCAUAGGCAGUUUAGGUGACAUCCAGUGACCUGUGCCCCGUAAUAAUGUUCUGCCCCUUGAGUGGUGGAGGGUGGGACCUGAAGCGUGCUUCUAACUUACAUAAUAUGGCAAAGGUGACAGAAUUGUCUCUCCUACAAUUGUGUUACAUUACAACGGAAAUUUUAAAAUUAACAGAUGAAUUAAGGUCUCUCAGAUGUCUUAAGUAAACUGAUACAUCCUGAAUAGCCAGGUUAUCAGCUAAGUUAUUUACGUCAGCCUCUCCUAGUGAACUUGAAUAAGCUGCCACGGAACUAUCGCUGCAAGGCAAGGAGUGAGCCUGUGCCAACAUCCACGUGACCCUGAACAACAGUGAGCCUCUCGGGAUCCAGCCCACCAUCACCUUGUUCGGAGCUAUGAGGUCCUCUGCUCAGAGGGCCGGGAUAAGAUGGAGUCCUGCCCCCACAGAAACUAUGCAGUAACAAUGUAUCCUGCUUUAAAUGCAAACCAUGUGGUGAUUUGUUAUGCACUGAUUAAUUCAUAUAAAACCCCGCUGGUAAUAUAUCAAAGAUAACUUUUUUCUGUAAAAUUUAUUUAUUAUGUAUUUUAGCAGAGAAGCCCAGAAAAGUUGUCACCGCGCUGACACUACAGUUAACUCACUGGCAUAGGAAAUGUAAAAGGGGUCAUACUUGAGCAAAGAAACUUAAUUCAAUUUUAACAUGUAAAGUUUGAGGAUAUUAUGAGCCACAGAAAUUAUUACACGCUGGAAAUAGAGUUCAAGAGGUCAAAUUUUGGGUCCACUGCAUAUGUAGGUAAUUGUGAAAGAAAUGGAAUUGGCUGAAUUACAUAAGAAAUGGAGAAUUGAAAAUGACCCCUUGGGAUAACAAUAUUUAGACAAAGGCAGGUUAGAUUAGCUGAUCAGUAUUCAGAGAUGAUGUAGCCCAGGAGACAUGAUAUUACAAAAGCUAAAUUAAGAAGGAUUUUCAGGAUGUCAGCAAUUUGAAGUCCUGAAGAUAGAACUUGACUUUCAUAAUUAGGAAGCAAUUGAUGUCACUAGUAAGAACAAUUUCAUUGGAACAAUGCAGUAAAAGUUAACUUUCGAUGUGCUGUAGUAAUCGACUGCUGGAUUUUAAUUUUUUAAAAGGUGGGGUUAAGGUGAAAGAGCAGAAUAGAUGAAUGGUUUCUUAUUUUGUUUUUAGGUGACGUCACCAUAAGAAAGAAGACAGUUUAAUAAAUAUAGACAAGGAAAGACAAGGUCAAGUUUGCUAAGUGUGAUAGAGAAUAAUUUUCAAGUUCUGUAUCCAGGGGCCGGAGAAAUGUUUCAAUCAUGAGAGAGCUUGCCUACACACAUCAGCCCCUGAUGUCAAAUCAGCAACACAUACAUGAAAAUCGCAGCAUGGCUUUGGGGGCCUGUAACUCUCCCUGCACUGGGAGUUGGAGGCAAGUACAUCCCAAGAGCUCCUUGGCCAUCAGUCCAACUGAAGUCAUGAACUUCUGACCAAGUGAGAAACUCCAUAUGGUAGUUUGGACAAGAAGGGCCCCCAUAGGCUUACCUAUUUGACCACUUGAUCUCCAGUUGGUGGAACUAUUCGGGAAAGAUCCGAAGGCGUGGUCUUGUUGGAGAAGGUGUGUCACUGGUGGGUGGGCUUUGAGGGUUCAAAAGCCCAUAGCGUUUCAAGUUAGCCACCCUACCACCUGCCUCUGCCACAUGGUUAUGCCUCAUGAUGCAUGCUCUCAACUACAGCUCCAGGACCAUGCCUGCCUACUGCCAUGCUCUCUGCCAUGAUGGAAAUAUAUUUAUCCUCUGAAACUGUAAACCUCCAAUAAACUCUUUCUUCUAUA
Mus musculus (house mouse) is the source of this 6431-nucleotide messenger RNA. It is a transcript of the gene Veph1, whose product is annotated as ventricular zone expressed PH domain-containing 1. Gene Ontology annotation, cellular component: plasma membrane. The transcript is spliced from 14 exons. Bases 383 to 2884 code for a protein of 833 amino acids. The record is from RefSeq and is marked validated. Gene Ontology annotation, biological process: negative regulation of SMAD protein signal transduction; negative regulation of transforming growth factor beta receptor signaling pathway. NCBI's taxonomy places the organism in Eukaryota, Metazoa, Chordata, Mammalia, Rodentia, Muridae.